GCGGUUUAUAUAUAACUUAUCUCACGACAAUCAGGACCAUCCCGUACCACUGACUGGGUACUCCAGGUUCAUAACCUAUCUGGCACUUCACAGCUCGUACAUGACUUUCAGUUGCCAGCCUGUUAUUUUUCAAGUUUCUCGUGACUUUUCACUCUGUGAGGUGGUAAUAUUUCUUCCAUUAUCUGACUUGACACCAUGAUUUUUGCCUAAUUCCAUGAAGGAGUCUGGUUGUUGUUGGUGUUUUACAAGGUUGUCCUGUAAGCUUCCUUAUCGCUACAAGCAUAUCUCAAAAAUACAUUCCUUCUUCCUAAACAAAUGUAACAUUUCUUUGCAAAAAACACACACAGAAAAAACUCUCUUACAGGAGUUGGGUGCUACCUUAGUUCCCUGUCAGCAAGGCGCCAUUUUGUGUCCCAGUCAGGGCGCCAUGAUUGGUUCCCAGUCAAGGACCCACUGGAAUCAUGACUAUUAAUAGAUAAAAUUCCCCUUUCCAGCCUCUUUUUUUGUACCCAAUUCCCACCCCUCAGCCCUUAUAAAUAUCCCUGCUCCACCAUGGUGGCUAAUAACAGCCUCUUUUGCCUCACGCUUGCCCUGAGUUUCCCCAGUAACCGACGCACUAAGCUCAUGGAAAAAAAAAGAAAAAAAAAAGAAGCAGCAUGAGGGAAAAAUAAAUAAGAAAAUAGCCGGCCUGAAAGACACAGGUUCUUCUGGGCGUUUUGUUUUUAUUUCAUCUUGCAGGGACUGGCGUAUCUCCAGCCCCCAGCCUGUGGACAAGCCCGGCUUGUCUCAAGUGAAUGCUGCAUUUGUAGGUGUGGAGGAAGAAGGAAAGUGGAAAAAAGUACUCCCUAAAAGAGAAAAAGAGGAGGAAAAGCUGCUCCGGGGAAGGCUGAGGAGUAAAGGCAGCAGAGAAGGCAACAUGGAUGAGCUGGGAUGCAUCCUGGCCAGGUACUUGGCGUUGCCCUGCCUGCUUGCCCUGCCUGUGAUGAAUCUUUCCCUUGGCCAGGAGGUAAGCACAGAUGCAUUAAUUAAUUUUGGGGGCACAAUCUGAGCCGUGGGGGGAAUAUUUUGCCACCAUUACGCCCCCCCUCUCUCGCAGCUGCCAAUGACCAGCUUCACCGUGAGCUCCGCCAUCAUCUCCCGCUACGCCUCCACCCGGGUGCGCUGCGCCAUGCACAACCCUCACCCCACGUCGCGCCAGGCUGCCUUCGACCUCGAUCUGUCGCCUGCUGCCUUCAUCACCAACUUCACCCUCACAGUUGAUGGCAAGGUCUACACAGCUGAGGUGAUGGAGAAGCACCGGGCUAAGGAGCUGUAUGAAGCAGCCCGCAAGCAGGGCAAGACGGCCGCACACGUCGGCACCAAGGAGCAGGAGACCCAGCGCUUCCGCAUGACGGCCACGGUGGCAGCAAACGGGCACGCGUCCUUCGAACUGCGCUACGAGGAGCUGCUGCAGCGCCGCCUGGGCACGUACCGCUACGCUGUCGCCGUCCAGCCCCGCCAGGUCGUGGCCGAGCUCUGCGUGGAGCUGAGCAUCACCGAGCGGGCUGGCAUCGGCGACCUUCCGCGUGCUGCCCUUCCAGCCCGACAGGCGCUGCCGGCCGCCAGGGUGGAGAAGGGCACCCACUGCGCCCGCGUCGCCUUCGCCCCCACCCCGCAGGAGCAGGCGGCUUUCUCUGCUACUGGCCUCGCCGGUGACUUCGUGGUGGAGUACGACGUGGCACGGCGCGACGCCGUGGGGGACGUGGAGCUACACGACGGGUACUUCGUCCACUUCUUCGCGCCCAGCGGGCUGCCGCCCAUCCCAAAAGACAUCAUCUUCCUCAUCGACGUCAGCGGCUCCAUGUCCGGCACCAAAAUCAAGCAGACCAAGGCGGCCAUGCAAUCCAUACUCCGCGCCCUGCGCCCUCACGACCGCUUCAACAUCGUCGCCUUCGCUGAGGCCGCCCGGGUGUGGCGGGAGGACGGCCCCGUCCCGGCCACCGCGCCCCACGUCCGCAGCGCCGCCCGCUACGUCGAGUCCCUGGAGGCUGACGGCUGUGAGUACUGCCACGACCGCGUCCCCGCGUCCCCACGCUCCUCGCUACCGUCCCCAAACCCCGCAGGGACCGACAUCGACCGCGCGCUGCUGGCGGCGGCCGCCCUCCUCCGCCGCGGCGCCCAGGAGCCCCGCGUGCCGCUGCUGCUCCUCCUGACGGACGGGGAGCCCACGGCGGGGGUGACGGACGCCGCCCGCAUCCUUUCCAACGCCCGCCGCGCCCUGGCCCCUUCGGCCGCCCUCCUUUUCGGCUUGGCUUUCGGGGCGGACGCCGACUUGGCCCUGCUGCGCCGCUUGGCCGCGGCGAGCGGCGGGACGGCGCGCCGGGUCCCCGAGGAGGCCGGCGUCGCCCUCCAGCUCGCCGGCCUCUUCUGGGAGAUCGAGAGCCCGCUCCUGCGCCACGUGGAGCUCGCCUACCCCGGCGCGGCCGCCCGCCGCAUCGCCCCCGGCCUCUUCCCCGGUUAUUUCCAGGGCUCCGAGCUGGUGGUGGCCGGGCGGCUGGAGCCGGGCGUCGAGCGGCUCCGCGUCCAGGUGGCCGGGCACGGCGGCGAGGGCGAGCUCCGCGCCGCCGCCGAGGUGACCGCCGCCGCCGCCGAGGUGCCGCCCGGCUGUCCCCAGCGCCCCGCCGAGCUCCUCGGUGCCUUCGCGCGGCGCCUUUGGGCCUACGUCACCAUCCGGGACCUGCUGCGGGCGCGGCUGGGCGCCAACGGCACCGCCGCCCGCCAAAAACUCGACGCCGAGGCCACCGAGCUGGCCCUCCUCUACCGCUUCGUCACCCCCCUCACCUCGCUGGUGGUGGCGACGCCGGGGGACGGGGGCCCGACGCCCCCCCCGCCUGUCACCGCGGGGCUCGGCGUCACCGCCGCGGGGCCCGACGGCCCCGUGGCCACCACCGAGGCGACAGCGGGGACGCCGAAGGGACCCGCCACCGCCGCGGGACAGCUCGGGGACGUUGUGGGGCCGGCCAGCACCGCGCCGCCGUGGCCCCCCCAGCUGUGGGUGCCCCCCGUGCCGGGGGGGACGGCCAGCCCCCCCCGAGGCCCCGGGGAUGCGGUGCUGCUGCAGCCGGCCGAGGCCGAGCUGCUGGCUCCCGGGGCGGGGGGCGAGCAAUUCGUGGAGUCCCUCAACCCCCCCCCCGUCUACGCCGUCCUCACCCCCAAAGGGCUCCCCGAUGACGAAGACGCCGCAGACCUCACAGAUGAGGUUGACAGGGCCUCCUCCAGCCCCACCUUCUUCACCUUCUCCGCCUCAGUGGACGGGGACCCCCACUUCGUGGCCAGCGUGCGGGGGGCGCCGCAGCCCCUCUGCUUCACCCUCGACGGCCGCCCGGGCGACGUCCUGCAGCUGCUGACCGACCGGAGGCUCGGGCUGAGGGUCCACGGGCACCUGGUGGGCGCCCCGCCCUGGCCCCGCGCCCCGUCCCGACCCCGCACCUUUUUCGACGCCCUCACCCUCUCGGCGGGCGCCGCCGCCGUCGCCGUCACCCUGCAGGGGAUCCGCGUCACCGGGGGGGGCCCCCCCGUUGCCCUGCCCUUCUCCCGCCCUGCCAGGCUCCGCCGCCCCCCCCUGACGCUGGUGGUGGGCCGGGGGGGCCGCCUCCACCUCCUUUUGGGCCCCCGCUUGAGAUUCGGGGUGCUGCGCCACCGCUACGGCCGCCCCGGCGCCCUGCAGCGCGACCACCUCGGCUUCUACGUCCCCGACGGCGCCGGCUUGUCCCCAAAAACGGGGGGGCUCCUAGGCCGGCUGCGGGGCGUCCGGCUGGCUUUUUUGGGGACGCCGGGGACGGCGCGGCUGCACCGGGGCGAGGUGGGGGUGACGGCCACGCUGGUGGCCAAAACGGGGCCGGGGGGGCCGGGGGGGCCCCGGCGCGGGCGCUGUUGGCUGGUGCCGCGCCCCGAAGUGCUGGCGCUGCUGGGGGGGCCCUACGGGGUUUUCCUGGCCCCCCCUUCGGUGCUGGGCUGA
Messenger RNA from Cygnus atratus (black swan), 3997 nucleotides. RefSeq names its product inter-alpha-trypsin inhibitor heavy chain family member 6 (gene ITIH6). Gene Ontology annotation, biological process: hyaluronan metabolic process. The record is from RefSeq and is a predicted model, not a curated record. Gene Ontology annotation, molecular function: serine-type endopeptidase inhibitor activity. Lineage: Eukaryota; Metazoa; Chordata; Aves; Anseriformes; Anatidae.